UAGGAAAAGUGCAGGGGCAGAAAGCAAACUGCCUUCACAGCCAAGUUCCUCUGCUGGACCCUCAGCUUGGCCACAUGCAGCCUGGUGACCCAGGACAAAUCCUGUCACUGCAGCCUCUUCGUCUGUGCAACGCGGUCAGGGUCAGCCAGCCAGCUGUGACACUGGUUUGUUUUCAGGAUCAAAAGACUCUGUGUGGGAAGUUCUACAUCACUGGGCAUGCUGGCCACAUGGAGGCUCUGCAGACGGUGUUUAGAGGAUGGAUGAGCCUCGGAAGGCCAGGCCCCCAGGAUGUAGGGAAUGAGAACGUCCCCCAAAUGGUGAACAGAGCUGUGAGCAGCCCCUGCCCAGGAUGUGGAGCCAGCUGGGAUAACCAUCUGCGGGUCUGCUUCACCCAGAAUCGAUCCCAACGGUGGAGGCUUGUUGCUCUGAGGUUUAAAGCCCUUCACAGAGCUCUCCGCUUCCUGAACGACCUGGUGAAUAGUUCUUGCUGUUACGGCCCAGGAUCCCAGAGCAGCCAGACAGGCCUGAGUGAUGUGGGAGCCUGGGGCGGACGCCCCCUGCAGGGAUCAGCCUGUCGACGUGGAGGUGCUCAUUUCAGCCCACCACAACACUGCUCUGCGUGGGCUGUUGCCUGCUGUGUUCAGCGCCAACCUCUCAGCGCUCCCCAAACCACAAGGGCUAGAAGCCUGAAAACUGUGUCUCUCAGACUCCCCCCUGCCAGCAGGGUUCCAGUUUAGAUCCUGCCUUUGGAAGGCUUUUGCCUGAGAGCAGGAGGCAGAGAGGGAAACUGUUUCUCUGGCUCCAGACUGGGAGGCAGCCGUGGGUCUGACCCUCCUGCGGAGGCAGAGCUAGCAGCAGCGGAAGCCUGCAGGGCGGCGGCUGGCUCCUGCCAGCCUGAGAAGGGCAGCGGGGCUGUUGGAGUCCUGCGUGCUCAGAGACAAGUAGGUUCCUACCGGGUUACGGUGGCUGACUGCAGAGCGGGAUCUCUGGGUAGCAGCACCGUUCCCAUCCAUAGUUUUGCUCCUUCCCUUCCAACAACUAGGAAACUUCACUCCCUAUAUUAAAUUUCACUGUGUUUGAAAUACCUAUAGUGACUUUCAUUUUCCCAACUGAAUCCCUGACCAGUCCAUCAGUCCUCUGAGGUGCAGGGGCCGAGGGGUACAGAGCAUUAGGGGGCUCAGAGGGCCAUCUUUACCAGGAAAUAUGACCUUAUAUUUCCCAUUAGAGAUAACCCUUAUAAUGAAAAUACACCAUGUCUGCUAAGUCACUUUAGUUGUGUCUGACUCUUUGUGACCUCCUGAACUAUAGUCCACCAAGCCUCU
Messenger RNA from Cervus elaphus (red deer), 1322 nucleotides. RefSeq lists its product as uncharacterized. Lineage: Eukaryota; Metazoa; Chordata; Mammalia; Artiodactyla; Cervidae. The record is from RefSeq and is a predicted model, not a curated record. The transcript has 2 exons. The coding region runs from base 75 to 737 and encodes 220 amino acids.